CAAAUCUGCUUUUAUAACUGUGUACUUGUAAACUUCAGGAAACCAUUCAUAUUGCAUCAUGGACCCCAAAGAAGUCAAGGCAACUUUGAAAAAUGCCAGAGAAUCAAUAAGAAAUAAAGAGUUCAAAGAAGCACUUAAACACUGCAAGUCUGUUUUGGCCUGUGAUAAGAACAACUACAAUGCAUUGGUAUUUGUGGGUGUCGCUGCCGAAGGACUGGACCAGAUUGAGCAGGCAGUUAAAGCUUAUAAAAGAGCCAUAGAAUCUUCUCCUGGUCAACCCUUGGCAUGGCAGGGCCUAGGUGGUCUGUAUGAGAAACGACCUUCAGCUGAACAUGACACUGACUUGAUCAGUGUUUACCAGAAGCUGCAGGAACUACAUGGCAGUGACAAGGAGAAGCAGCGAGAUAUCCAAGUGAAACUUGCUAAGUUGUAUAUCAGACUUGAGGACCUAGAAAAGGGACAACAAAUUUAUGAAGAUUUGAUAAAAGGAGAACAAGAUUCAGCCAGAAAAAUCCAACUUCAAACUGACCUGGUGGAUGUUCUGAUGACAGAGAAAAAGUUGACAACUCCACAGGAACACAUGUUGAUGGAGCUGGUUACAACACUCACUGAAAAGGAGACCACAGUGACCUUCGCAAACCCAGAUCAGUUAGUUACCAGGUACCUGGACCUUCUCAUCAAGCACCGUAAGGUGACCAGCUUGCCUGACCAGUGUGGUCGCCUUCAACUCAUGUUUCCAGCUCUUUCCUAUCCACUGGAACUUUUAAUUAUCCACUUCAUGGAGACAGAUUCAGAUGUGUCACAACUUGAGAACACUGUGACUAAGCUAAAUGAUUUAGAUCCAAAGAGCCCAUAUCUUGUUGCCGCCCAGGGCUACCAGUUGCUGCGUCAGAAAAUCUAUGUACAAGCUCGACCACUGCUUGCUUCAGCUGCUGAGAACCUGAAGAAGGUGGCUGUAGUACAUUACUUCCUAGCUAAGGUAUUGUCAGCACUGCACCUUUAUAAAGAGGCACUGAAGACUUGUAAUAACUGCUUUAAUGUUAUGCAGAAGAAGGACCGUGUGAUGAUAUCAGGUGGUGAACUUGAUGCACGUCUCUCUGUCCUACAGUCUCACAUAGACUACAGGAUAGGUUCACCAUCUUCAGUGGACAGAGCUAUCCAAACACUUUCUCAGAGACAAGAUCUUCCCAUUGACCUGAAGUUACUACUUGGAUUUGUUUACCUGAAGGCAGGACGAGUUGAAGAUGCUGAGAAAAUGGUGAUGGGCACCAAGAAUACAGCUGGUCUAGAUGGAUGGAUUCACUUCCUCAAGGGAGACUACUCUGGCGCUAUUCACAGGUUAACAUUAGCUGUAGAGUCUGCUCCAGAUGUCAGUGAUAAUCACCUCAUGCUUGGCAAAGCAUUGUGGGAAAUGUGGAAAGAGGAGAAGUCAAAGGAAUCGGCAGAGAAAAGCUACAUGUCUUUUCUAAAGGCAGCAAAGUUGGACACCUAUAACAGCGAGGCAUUCCUGUAUCUGGGCCACUUUUCCUUGGAAGUCCAGCAUGACAAGGUCAAAGCCACCAAGUGUUACCAGAAGGCAUUUGACCUUGACAAUGACAAUGAUGAUGCUGGAGUAGCCCUCUGUGAUCUUUUAGCCAGUACUGAUCAAGAGGAGGAUGCCCAUAAUAUCAUUGUCUCUGUUACAUCUAAAGCUAGUGCUGGAAGUGCUAAGUGGGCAUGGUUACGACUGGGGCUGUACCAAGUCAACCGCGACAGUCCAUCUGUGGCAAUCACCAGUUUCCAGUCAGCACUGAGGGCUGACCCCAAAGACAAUCAUGUGUGGGAGUGUUUAGCUGAGGCCUACUUACACAGAGGCAGUCUUACUGCUGCCCUAAAGGCUUUCACCAAAGCCUCAGAGCUGGAUCCUAGUUCCUUGUAUUGUCUAUAUCAGAUUGCAGCUAUCAAACAGACUCUAUGUAUAUAUACGGAGGCCAUUGUGGAGUACAAGGUUAUCCUAGAACGUUCGCCCAACUAUGUACCUGCUUUAAAAGGUGUUGGGGAGACAUACUUAUUACUGGCUAGAAAUCACCUUUCUCAAAGUUUCUAUGGUCGUGCCCGAGAAAAUUGUGAGGAUGCGCUACUAUUCCUGACCAGAGCAGCAGGUCAUCGGUCUGACAUGUCCUGUCUGUGGAAGUUAAUGGGAGAUGCCUGUACACUGAUCCAUGGCCUGGCACCCAAAAACUUCAGCUUCACUGUGGAUAAUAAACUGGUGGCAAGGGCAGGAGAGACGUGUACCUCAGGAACAUCUAAGAUAGGCCUCACUCAGACCCUGGAGUUGGGGGCUAGGUGCUAUGGCAGAGCGUUGAAGGUCCUUCCAGAAUGUGCCUCAUUAUGGCAUGACCUUGGACUCAAUUUUUUCUACCAAUCACAGCAGUCAACACAGUCGGAUGUGAUUGCCACUCUGUCCACAAAAUCUGUAAAUGCUCUGAAGAAAGCAUUGACAAUUGAUCCUAAAAAUCAUUUACACUGGAAUGCUCUUGGAAGGGUAUUCUGUUCAAAUGGAUUUUACACCCCAGAUAAGGCCCAGCACUGUUUUAUCAAGUCAAUACAGACUGAACCAAAUAAUGUCGUUGCUUGGUCUAACCUGGCGACUCUUUAUUUUAAGAAUAGCAACAUAGAGCUUGCUCAUGAUGCCUUCAAGACUGCCCAGAGUCUAGAGCCAUCCUAUGUUGCCUGCUGGAUUGGCCAGGCCCUGAUUGCAGAGACAGUUGGACAUGAAGAUGCAAUGGACUUGUUCAGACACACCAAUGAACUGGCCAAUCACGUAGAGGGAGCCACAGGGUAUGCCAGCUGGGUAUGUACCAUGCUCAAGGACAAGAGUAAACAUAAUACAGAACUGUUCCGCUACUCCAUCAAGCAAAUGGCCGCCAUACCUGCAGCCUCAGAUGCUUUGGCCAAAUAUCUAGAUGUUGAGAAAACCAACCCUACUGCAUACAACAUGUAUGGCUUGCUAUUGGAGCAUCAAGGAUUAUACAAGUUAGCUGCUCAUUCUCUUUGUUCUGCUCUAGAGCUGUGUGAUGACAGCACAUCCCACAGACAGGAAAUCAGGACCAACUAUGCUCGCAUUCUCUGCAAAAAUCAACAGUAUCAGGAAGCUGUAGCACAGUAUGACCUUGUGGAUGACCUUGUAACCUUGGAGGACUUGUGUAACAAAGGUUUAGCAUUGCACAAGGCUGGGCGGUAUGCAGACAGUAUCCUAGUGUACUCCACUGCCCACACCCUUGCUGAAACAGAGGAAGAACAAUCACAGGUGUCUGUUGCUAUGGGAAUGGUCCACUACACAGCUGGAGACCUUGAAACAACAAAGUCAAUCCUCUUCCAAAGUUCCCAGAUGACUCCACCCUCCAGAAUGGGCCUUCUGGCUCUGUGCGCCCUGGGGAUUUUACAGACAGACAUAACCUUGACCUUGGCAGUCCUUCAGGAACUUUUGGCAGGAACAGGAUCAACUAGUCAGUCUGACAUUGCUCACCUGAUGUCUACAGCUAAUGCUGUUAUUGAGGGUAAUCCACAAGCAGCUAAAAACUUUGUCCAGCAGUGUGUUCAUAAGUAUCCUGACCAAGUGGAUCUGUGGCGCCUUCUUGGGUCUGUCCUUAUCACUCAUUGUCGGAACACCACAGCAGUGUCUGCUGCUACCAACUGUGUACAGAUAGUCAACUCAUUAGAUCCAACAUCACCUGAUAUAAUGAAGCUGGUGACCAGUGGUCAGUUAGCUGGUGGACAGCACAGUCGGACCAAAAGAAAUGGGAUAUUGUCCAGUGCCCAGAGAGCAGUACAUCUGAAUCCAGCCCAGAUGGAGAACUGGUGUAACUUGACAGCAGCUCUCCAUAGUCACUCUGUGUUCCACGAUGACAAGGUUGACAAACUCAGUAAACUUACCCUCCUUUACCUCAACUGGAUCUCGUCAACAUUCACAGAAGCUCCAAGCUCAUUGACUUGUUGGUGUAAAAGACAGAAAGUUGUUUCCCUUGUUGGGUCUGGAAGAGUUGAUGAAGCAGCAGACUUACUUUGCCAGUUAAAGAAUUGUGAAGAUCAGGAUCUGGUGGAUUUUGCUUUGAUCAUGGAAACGGUAAUAAAUGGAGACAUAGGGGCCAUGUCAGAACAUCUGCUGCAGUCACGAGAUAACACCUUUCUUCUUGAGGCUUUGUUGGAGACGUGUGAACAGGAAGGAGUCACAGUAAACCUGAAUGAUAUCUUGGGCGAGGAGGAUCAGAAGGACAGCGGAAGGAGAAUUGACUUUGUGUGUAAAGUACUACAUGUAUAUUACAUGUACAAGCAGGCAAAGAGGACUGGUCUACAGGAUAACAAAGAUUUUGAGGAGACAUUGAAGAAGGCCGUGACAGAAGUACAAAUGUUAGACUCCCACUGUCUCCCAGUAAUGUUGAUCCUUGCAGCAGCCAAUUUGACAAUCAAUCCCAGGCUUACCAAGCACUGUGUAGUGAAAGUAAGCGAGGGAAGACAUCUACAAAUAGAUAAAGGUGAUGAAGUCUCCAUAGCAAGAUGUCUUCUCAUCAAACUCAUAUACAACCCUAGCAAAGAGUCAGAAGCACUCAAGAAACUUUUGACAGAAGCAGAAGUGGAAGGAGAUGUUGCUGCUCUCAAUUUCUACCGUUUUCUCUCUAGCAGCAAGUGACGAGUCUCUAUGGACCGAAUGUGUUAAUAAUGCUGGAUGAUUUUUCUGAUAAUCCUAAAAAACAAAGAGUACAUUGUUAGAGUACAGAUUGUAUAUAUAAUAGACCUUCUGAUAGUUGUUGCAGUUGUUAUACAAACUACAGUAAUGCAUGAAUACUUGGAAUACUUAUCGGUUGAGUAAAGUUUAAUGGUAUUUUUUCAUUGAUAAAAUUUUAUGACAAUUUACAAGGACAUUGUUACUUAAGAUAUGAUUGCACAGUGCAGUUAUUGAGCAGUGCUAAAAACCUCCUGUUACAGAUUCUUUAUAUGAUAAGUGUUUAAUCCCAGAUGAGUAAUGAUGUCUGUGUUUGUGUUUAUUGAUAGGUAAUGUCAAUGUUGCUGUUUCUAUUGUUAUAAUGAUGUUGUCAUGGACACAUUAAAAUUUGCAUAUU
This is a messenger RNA of Ylistrum balloti, 5099 nucleotides long. RefSeq names its product tetratricopeptide repeat protein 37-like. The record is from RefSeq and is a predicted model, not a curated record. NCBI's taxonomy places the organism in Eukaryota, Metazoa, Mollusca, Bivalvia, Pectinida, Pectinidae. Gene Ontology annotation, cellular component: Ski complex. The coding region runs from base 59 to 4669 and encodes 1536 amino acids. Gene Ontology annotation, molecular function: protein binding. The transcript is spliced from 40 exons.